Ornithodoros turicata is the source of this 2405-nucleotide messenger RNA. Its product is annotated as solute carrier family 41 member 1-like. Gene Ontology annotation, biological process: monoatomic cation transport. NCBI's taxonomy places the organism in Eukaryota, Metazoa, Arthropoda, Arachnida, Ixodida, Argasidae. Gene Ontology annotation, cellular component: plasma membrane. The transcript has 12 exons. The coding region runs from base 228 to 1679 and encodes 483 amino acids. Gene Ontology annotation, molecular function: monoatomic cation transmembrane transporter activity. The record is from RefSeq and is a predicted model, not a curated record.
UUUAUGGGGACGUCGUGCUUUUUAGCUCUGGCGUUGCUUCACCCGUUUUCCCAGAAAACUGAAGGUGUUAUAGGCUUCUUGGCUAUAUCAUACCUUCGUUAUCACCCUUGUAUUUCUCUUGUGCCGAGCUCAUGCGACGUCCUUUUCUGCGUACUGCUAUCUUUCCAACCACCCAUAAAGCUAAUAAAGAUUAUCGAUUAUGGAUUACCACUCAUUGAAGCUUCGACAUGACCGAGGAUAGGUGCAAUGAUGAGGAGGACCAACUGGCCACGAGAAGUGAACGUGUGGCCAUCAAUGUUGAGAGCAGGAAAGAGGUCGCGGCUGACGGGGACAAGAAAGCGGACGAUGACUGCAUACGCAAAAUGUCCAUCCUGCCGGUGCCUUCCAGCGGAGACAUCGAGGACGACCUGUGGUUCGAGGAAUCGAUUCGUGCCACCGCGCUCCAGGUGUUUGUCCCCUUCAUGGCAGCUGGUUUCGGAACGGUCGGAGCCGGACUUUUGCUCGAUAUGGUGCAGCACUGGCCAGUGUUCCAGAAGGUGACGGAACUGUUUAUACUCGUCCCAGCGCUGCUCGGUCUCAAGGGCAACCUGGAGAUGACCAUGGCUGCCAGAAUGUCCACUCAGGCUAACCUGGGACAUAUGGAUACUCUACGAGAGCAAUGGAAGAUGGCCAGUGGUAACAUGGCCCUGGUGCAAUGCCAAGCAACGGUCGUAUCCCUUCUGGCAUCCAUCUUCGCCGUCAUGAUGGGCUUUAUCACGGAGCACACUUUCGAUAUUGGCAAUGCCCUGAUGCUCUGCGCAAGCAGCCUCGUGACAGCUAGCGUCGCCAGUCUCGUACUAGGAUCCCUGAUGAUUGGAGUGGUGAUCCUGUCUCGGAGAUACCAUAUCAACCCGGACAAUGUAUCUAUUCCUAUAGCUGCAUCUCUAGGAGACAUCACAACGCUGGCUCUUUUGGCUGGUUCUGGGAGCUUGCUCUUCAGCGGCACCGAGGACGUACGUCUCUACGUGUGCGUCGUCAUUUUCUUCAUCCUGUUCAUCCCGUUGUGGGUUCUUAUCGCAAGGAGCACGACGUACACGUCCCAGGUACUCUGGAGCGGCUGGAUACCCAUCAUUUCAGCAAUGGCCAUAUCGAGCCUAGGCGGCUGCAUCCUGGAUAUGACGGUGCCAACGUUCGACAACCUGGCUGUCUUUCAGCCGGUGAUUAGCGGUGUUGCUGGCAACCUAGUAGCGAUUCAAACCAGCAGACUGUCCACCUAUCUUCACCAGAGAACCAAAAUAGGGACACAUCCACACGCGGCAGGCGUGUGCAUUGAUCCUUGCUCUGCCUUCUUCGGAAAAGGUCGCAAUGCCAGAGCUGCCCGCGUCCUCAUGAUGAUGGUUCUUCCUGGUCACCUUGUGUUCACCUACACCAUCAGUUUCUUGCGCCCCACCCGCAUGGCAAUCACCCCUGUCUUUCUCCUGGUCUACUUCUCCUCAGCCAUAGUCCAGGUGUUCGUAUUGCUCUACAUGUCCCGCUGCAUGGUCUACUGGAUGUGGGGACGUAAGAUAGAUCCCGACAACGCGGCUAUUCCUUAUUUGACAGCCUUGGGGGACCUCUUCGGGAUCGGCCUCCUGGCACUCUCCUUCCACCUACUAAGGUCGAUAGGUGACGUCAACGCGUUACCCAAGGAGCUGCGUUGAUCAUCUACACGAUUUGAACCAAGUUGUUCCGAGGGCCCUGUCAGUUAUACUGCUGUUGCAUUAAAGGGAUACUCCAAAAUGCGUGUUGGAAUCACUGAUGUGAGGUGAGAUCAGUGGUUGGAAUAUGGUGAUGUUUCCGUAAGCGAAAUGUUUCAGCUGCAAGAGAUAGAGAUAAUUUGCUUUCGGGUAAUCCUCCACCUAGGCACUAUUCCACGUUAUGAACAUUGUAGCGGCGGUACGUUGUCAGAGUUAUUUUCCUGACACCGCUACGAGUCGCGGCAGAAUCCUACCGAAUUAAAGGCAUUGUAAUCUAAUUUUCCUCACGCUGUACCCUCCCAAAAGAUUGCUUCUCUGCAUGACGCGGAAGUAUCAUAAAAUUAAUUUCGAGUUUUGAGAAGUACGACGUCAUAGUGUGCCCAAUCUGCUACUCGCCUGGCAACAUUGCUCUUCAAAGGUCGAUUUCCAUCUCCUCACUGUACCACGCUGCUGGCAGUCUUCCAAUGCGGCGUGGAGACCGGGGAGCUGCACGCGCUGUUGCUAGGAGACGGACGCUAAAACUCGCUAUGACGUCACCUACUCUUGGAGAAUCCGAAAGUAUGAAGUUUCCCGGGUUCUUUUGAAAAUUCGUGGAAGAACGUUGUAUUUCGCUGACGCAAUUUAUACUUUUCCUGCUGUGUCUUUGAGCGAUGUUGAUUCCUAACACGAAAUAAAUAUAUUUUGUUAGUC